Messenger RNA from Coniophora puteana RWD-64-598 SS2, 2694 nucleotides. RefSeq lists its product as uncharacterized. Lineage: Eukaryota; Fungi; Basidiomycota; Agaricomycetes; Boletales; Coniophoraceae. The transcript is spliced from 7 exons. The coding region runs from base 1 to 2694 and encodes 897 amino acids. The record is from RefSeq and is a predicted model, not a curated record.
AUGACCACUCCUCGCAAAGGACACUUCUCGCCCUCUGCUAUCAGUAGUUGGGCGCGGAACACCAGUCCUCCACCCAUGGCCGACGAUAUUCGCAUUGAGUGUUUUCGUCGCCGCUGCGGUGUCGGCCGGACUCCACCUCACAUGUACCCUCCCUCACUUCAUCACGAUUUCUGCACGAGCGUCAAUGAUCGCAACGCGGUUUGGGCAAACUUUGUUCUGGACAUCAAUGAUGCGUACUUGUCCUCAUCUCAUUGGUUCACUAAGGUUGCUGCCAUGUCUCGUUUGACCGAUGGCGUCUUUGUCGGUUUUGGUGUGAGGCCAGAGUGGGACCCUUCAAAGCCAGUUGAUCCCUCGCAAAUCAACGUCCAAACCUUCGCCAGCUACCACUCUGACAAACCACGUGUUCGAGCCGCCAUCACCCAGUUGGAGAACAUCAUCCGGGAGGAGAUUGCGGCUGAGCACAUCAUGACAUUCGGUGAGAGAUUACAUACGGUUAGUCCUGGCGCUGGUUAUCUCGUCCAUCCUUCACGCUCCUCUUCCCAACCACUCCCAUCCUCCCGACCGCCGCCACCGUCCCAUCCACCACCUCUCUCGGCGCCCCCUGCUCCUGCAGUCCACUCUACCCCUGCAGCUCCCCCUACUCCUCUGGUUCCUCUCACUCCCGCUGCAAGCCGUACCUUGUCGUCCCCUCCCUCAACUCGCUCCUCCCGCACGCUAUCUUCCCAACGGCUUUCCACGGUGGACUCCCCUUCACCCACUCCUGCCCCAACAACACCCUCGAAGCCCAGUCGUUCCCUGCUUUCACUACCCCCGCUCCCCUCACGGUCCACGCCCGAGCCAUCGACAAAUGCCAGUAGCUCGAGAAGGCGAGGUGCUGAGGCAGGCACGUCUCGAUCAGCCCAGUCAGAUCUACAGGCUCCUGAGCCAUCCUCACCGUUCAGCGUUUCAACAAGCUCCUCUCGGUCAUCCCUCUCGACUCGGUCUGGUACUUCACUGUUCCGCCCGCCCGAAAGCCCUUGCACGCCUCUCGCACCUUUUGACUCUCCGGCACUCUUCUCCAGUUCCCUCCCUUCUGUUUCUAAACCUUCUCCCCCGCCUCCUUCGCCAUCGCGACCUCCGCGUGCUCGUUCCACAGGCAAAGGCAAGGAGAAGGCAUCGAAAGCCCCUGAGUCAUCGGAUGACGGCACGCUGUCGCCUGCGGCUGUGCAGUAUAUCGCCGACCUCGGGUUGAGCCGCCGUACUCAGCUCCUGGUGCAGGGCGAGGAGACCCCGCAGAGCGGCCUCUGGGAAGCAAUCGAAGAGCAACGGAACUUGCUCACGUUGGCUGCUGCCGGCCUUGCUGAUGCCUACGGAAAGCCGGCGCAAUGGGUUGCUACACAAAUAUACAUGGGUGUCAAGGAUGCUCCGAAGCCAAGGGCCAAUGGCUUCACGAUGUUCGUGAAACACACGCACCAGUCGCUCGUUGAAGAAGGGCGCGAGUUACCACGCGGCUCCCAGUUGAUGGUUGAAGUCACGAAGGUCGCCUCGGAGCGAUGGAAGGCCAUCCCCACCUCGGAGAAGAUCGAUUGGCUACAGAAGGCACGAGACGCCCAGCAGGAAGCCAGCGACAAUACCAAGAAGCCCAUUAAGCGGGUCCGGGAUGAACACAUCGCGAACUCCAUUGAGGUCGCGUGUCGACGAAAGGUGCAGCCUGUCCUUGCAGAGCUGUCGCAGACGACCGGGUGCCACGCUCUCUAUAUCGUGACACGGAACUCUGUCACUGAUCAGUAUGCACCGCGCAACUUCUGUUCUGACCGCCUCAAUGAGGCAUGCACCAAACUAUUUAAAUUCAACCUAGAGGAGAUCAUGCUCCGCCUCGACGCUUAUGUGGCAGGUGGAUUAGCGGAGGUAGCCCGCAUCACCGGUGAGCGACGCAACGUCGCAUUGCGAAGGCUCAUUCGCGAGCAAGUCCUAUCGAAGCUUUGUGCCUCGAUCAAAGGUCGCCUCAACAUCCCCCCCGAGGAGCUACCCACCAACAUGGAGUGGGUCGACUACGACAACCUCUGCUUGAGGUACCGGACCGAGCUUGUGGGCUUCCCGGGUGGCGAGGUCAAGAACCCGAACAAGAUCGGCUCCGUCAACCUGCUUGCCGAGAUUGAGGCCGCCCUCCGAACGGGCAACUGCUUCUGGCGCGCGCUCACGGAUGAGGAAUGGGAGGCCCGGAGGAAGGCCGAGGAUGAGCGGCUGCUCUCCGGGCAGAAGCGCACGUGCAAGAGAAAGCGGGCGAACACGACAUACCCACCGCCAUCCGGCUCUUCUCAGUCUGUAUUGCCGUCGCCGUCGCCAACGCCGCCGCCUUCAUCAAGUCCCUUUGUGUCCGCCCAGUUACCAUCUUCCCAGCAGAUCUCUCCGACGGCACUGCCGCCGUCGCCAUUGUCGACUCCUUCACCUAUCAUGCAUGAUUAUAACAUCUCCUCAGGCUCUUCAGAUCUCGCACUUGGGUAUGGUUUUCAUGAUGACUCCGUCCCCUUGCAUACACCCCUUUCUUCUGGUUCCGUUACACCGUUUACUGAGUCUCCCUCCUGGUCAUAUUCCCAACCACCUGACUUACUCUCCUCAUCAUCAUAUGAGCUUUUCUCUACUAAUACUACUUUACCUGCGCCUGGCGACUUGGAUAACUCUUCUACUUAUUGGACUGAUAUGUUGUAUGACUAG